AUGGACUCAUCCAAACGCAAACGGGCUCGGAAAGCAUGCCAGCCGUGCCAUGAACGUAAAAGGAAGUGUGAUGGGAGCGAGCCCUGCACCACCUGCACUGAAUGGGACUACGAGUGCUACUAUGAGGAUCGACCACAAGGGAAGUCUAGAGCAGUCAGACAACCAUCACCACGAUCUCAAACAGCGAAGUCCCCGCAGCAAUCUGUUCCUGGACCUAGUCCUGCGGAGUCUGAUCACUGUGGACUCGUUCGGCGCAUGGAGGCCAAUUCUGGGGCGGCGUUUGUAAGAAAGCUUGGUCUCAAGAUCGAUCCGGCAAAAGCACCCAAGCUUAAUCUUUUCGGCUGGAACAUCGGUGCAAGGCAGCUUUCCUCUCAACCAAGUACCGGUCCCGCACUGUCAUUAUUUGAAAUCACCUCGUGGGAUCACCUCAAAGCCUUGGCGCAGGUGUAUUUUGAGAAAGUGGAUCCAUGCUAUGGGUUCAUCGAACAGUCUCACUUUUUCGAGCGGCUCAAUGCACGCUGGCAGUCAUCUCCGGUCCCUGAAGUAUACGACAGCGUAAUAUGUGGGAUAGCGGCAAUCGGCUGUCUAUUUUCGCAACGAAGUGCCACGAUCACGGAGCUGCAUCUCAUUCGUACGGCUAAAUCAUGUCUGGAAAUGCACCAUCUCACCGGUCCUCCAUGUCUGGAUCUUCUUACAGGAUGGACACUUCGAUCAAUGUACCUUCGAAUGACAGAUUCUCCACAUUCAACGUGGAUGGCCAGUUCUACAUUGAUGCAUCUCAUUGAAGCGUCAGGCCUUCACCCAGAGAAACAAUAUGAUUCCGUUCUUCCACCCCCGCUUGAGUGUGAUCAACAUGCACGGCCUGACAUCCACAGAAGACUUGUCGGCGUGGCACAUCACUUGAAUGUGUGGAGCUCUUAUGAUCUUGGGCUUUCUCGGGUGUUGUUUCGCACAGACGAUUUGCCAUUGCCUCCUUCACCCAAGUUGGGUGAUUACACGGGCGAAGUUCUCGGUCUCUUACCGGUCUCAGUCCGCAUGGACCCAGGAAAGACAAAAGAUGAGACCGAUCUCGAGCCCACGCUUUUCAAACUUCUGGAAGGUAGCCAUUCUCAAUCUCCAUCAGUCAUGGCGCAGUGCAAUCUGGUGCUUUGUAUUCUUCGACGUAUCCACACUCAAAACCUCGACUUAUCUCCUAAGCUUGCAGAAAAGAUCUUGGCGCUACUGAAAAAGGCACUUGGCUGUGCAAGGAGCAUGGUCAUGGAUUGUUCACCAUGGCACCAGGUUGCCAAUGUACCCUUCCAAAUCAUCUGUGUCCUGCUUGUGAUGGAUACACGGUCAUCGCUUGCAAUGCUCCCAGAAGCAAUGCAGACACUCAACUUGGUUGCAUCUACCUACAACACAGAGACCAUGAGAGAGGCCUGCAGUGCAGCCUAUUUGCUGGUUCUGCUACAUCAGCAGCGCCGAAGGGAUGAUGUAGCCAUUUUCGGUGAGGCGCUCAACAACCAUCAGCAAGAACAACCAGUGGAUUUCUCUCAGCAGUUUAAUCCUAGUGCUGAAGAGUAUAACUGGCUCGGGGCAUUAGUUGCUGAUUUGCCUGGAUUACAACGAGUCGAUCUAGAUCAAUUUUUGAAUGCUGAUAUGAUGGAUGGUUCUUUCAUGGGAUCUGGUGGAAACUUCCCUACCGAAAGCCGCUGA
This is a messenger RNA of Penicillium atrosanguineum, 1695 nucleotides long. Its product is annotated as efflux pump antibiotic resistance protein. Gene Ontology annotation, molecular function: DNA-binding transcription factor activity, RNA polymerase II-specific; DNA binding; zinc ion binding. The transcript has a single exon. NCBI's taxonomy places the organism in Eukaryota, Fungi, Ascomycota, Eurotiomycetes, Eurotiales, Aspergillaceae. Gene Ontology annotation, biological process: response to xenobiotic stimulus; regulation of DNA-templated transcription; DNA-templated transcription. The record is from RefSeq and is a predicted model, not a curated record. The coding region runs from base 1 to 1695 and encodes 564 amino acids.